Molecule: messenger RNA, 568 nt
Organism: Coniophora puteana RWD-64-598 SS2
Lineage: Eukaryota; Fungi; Basidiomycota; Agaricomycetes; Boletales; Coniophoraceae
Exons: 1
Coding region: 9-362 (117 amino acids)
Source: RefSeq, a predicted model, not a curated record
CGCCUUUCAUGGUAGCUCUCUGUCAAAGAACUAUGAGAACAUGUAGCAACAUAUUUCUCCGCGCCUUUCAUGUGUGCAGCCCAAUCCCCACCUCCUUCGAAGGGCUGUGUAUGGCAUCUGCCGCUGCUGCGGAAGGUGUUCGGCUUGCCACUAUAGCUUGGCAAUGCCUAACACGGUACCAACUUGAUGUCAAUGCGCGAGAUGCACACGCUGGCUUCAGUGAACGUGUGGCCAACGCCCAUCAGGCGUUGCGUGCCACGGUGCAGAUCAAAAUUUGUAUGUGCCCCGAAGCUGUUACAACGAACUCUGCAUACCGUAACGUUUAUUACUUGCGAAUGCACUUCCAGUAUGGGGACGUGUAAAUCGCCAGACUUAUUGACUAGAGUAUCGUGCUUCACUGAUCCAACGUUAUGGAGUAGUCCUCUCCGGAUACCGGUCAGAGAAUACUCUCGCCCCUUUACGUGAAAUGAACAAGUCUAGGCCUCGUGGGUUCCUAAGUAUAGCGUUGAUGUUAUAUCGUCCCCCUGUUAAUUCUUCGUACUACGUUCGGCGACUUCUAAUUCAUGAA